AUGAAAACGGCAGCAGACAAGGCUCGUUUCGCUACUUGGCUGCUGGAAACAUGGCCUGAAAGACCAGAUAUCUGCUAUCACCACGACCAAGUAGUUCCCAGUGUGCUGGAAGAUGAAUUGGCCCAGUCGCCACCACUUGCUAUCCAUGUGUCGUCCUUCAGCUGGACCGAUGGCUGUGGGGUGAAACCUGCUCCAGGACGUGAUUUGGCUUUGGGCCUCAUGGCAAUGUACCUCAAGGAUGGCUUCAUAACCAGCGGAGAUGUGAUUCUGAUGGCUCAGCCAUUGGCAGUUGAGAAGGCAGCUGGUCUUCCCAGCCUUUGGGGAUCUGAAGAGUCAGCACUUAAGCCUUUUAGCCUGGGAUAUUUGAAAGGACGUGCUCGACUUACCAGUCUCUUCGCUCUUCUUUUGUCAGUCUUUGAAGAAGAGGUCUCCUUGGAUGACUUGAAAAGCUUCUGCCCGAAGUUAUUCGAUUCCGUCUCAGUCAUUUGGGUUCAGCAUAUGCGGCAAAACAGCAAGGAAGAUGAGGUCUUGUGCAACCUGAAGUUGAGCACGAGAGGAUCCCUUAGAAAGGCAGCCAACCUCAUCCAAAUUGCCUUCAUGGUCAGACGUCUGUUGGCUUCAGGAGGCACCGACUACACUACUUUCCUGCGAAAGUACAACCAGCAGUCUGUUGCGGCUCACCAACUUCGCGGUCGCAAGCAAACUGCACUGAAGCUCCUCUUCGAAAGCGCUCCCAAGGACGUGCUGGAUGAGAUCCUCAACCAUGUUGGAACUCUUGGAUGGGAGAAUUGUGCUUGGACUGAGGAGAAUUUGGCUUCAAAACGUCUCUUCCCAGGACACGUUUUCCCAGCCAAGAACAGGAAGUGGCAACAGAGAUUGAGAGUCAGCGACAGGUCCUUGAGAAUUAUGGUUCUCAGGAUUCACUGGGAGCAGGAGCACCAGUCUUGUGAGAAGUGCAGCCAGAAGAAGCCGGAUGACAGAGCUUGUGAGCUACUGGCUGAAAAAGCAGCUUGCCUCGUUUCCUUAGCAGAUGAGUUUUGCUCUGAGCAUCCCAUCACCAUGGAGACAGUCCAGAAGAAGAUACUGGAUGAGUGGUCCUCUGGAUGCAAGCGCAUUGACAUGGAGCUGGCCGCGCAGUUACUGGAGAAGUCCGAAUCCUUUGCCAUUGCGACCCACAUGCCUUGUUUCAAGGCUUUGCUGGAGGAAUCUCUUUUUCGUGCGCCGGUGUCUUCUUCCCAAGAGGUGGAAAUGCGAGACAAGCUGAAGAGAGAUGAGUUCGACCAUGUUGUGAAGAAAAUGGACUAUGACAUCAAGGUCUUCGAAAUUUGGCAAUCGAAGGUCGCAUCAGUGGCAAUGGCUCGCCAGCAUGCGAAGCAGGAACAUGUCGUUUCUGAGCACAGGAAAAUCGUGGAAUCAGUGGAAGCCUAUCUUGAUGGUUGUGUUCGCUUCCUGUGCUGGGAAGGAGUCAACAAGGGAAGUGAUAGCAUCGUUCCACAGGUCCUCUUAUUUCGCAUGGAAAUUUUGAGAAAGCUACGCAACCAAAACACAGCUGGUGCAGCUGCAGAUGUUCCUACCUUGGUCCUCAUGAAUUGGACCGCACCCUGUCUGUUUCCAGCUGGACGGCAGAAUGAUCACAUCAACUGCCUUGCGUGGGCGUUGCACGACAAUACCAACUCGGCUGCAAUCAUUUUCGCACCUACCUUUUCGUACCAGAAAGGAAAAACAUUCCUGGAGGAAAAUGCGUGCAUGCAGCUUCUGGCACAAGGAGGGCACAACUUGGACCAUCAGUUCAGCGUCUUAUUUUCUGACAGAUGCGAUCAGAGAGACAGCCGACCUCUGCUUUACCCUGCUCGUUGGGCCUUCCCAGGUCAUGUGGUUGACCUUGGAAAGACAAAUGCCUUCUUUCAGUCGGAGCUUCGCAAGGCUGGGCGAACUGAUCCUUGCAAGCAAAUGGUCGCCAAGGACUUGAAGGAAAUGGAAGACAUGGCUGAUGACAGCCUCCCAAGCACAACUUCAAGCAAUCACAUCUCUGGAGCAGCCAAGCAUUGUCAGUUUGGCCGUCCUGCUGCAGAAGAGGUCUUUCGCAAGGCCUUCAACCAAGUUGACCUGGAGAAAUUUCCAGCUGUGCUGAUCGUGGACCUCUUCCCCCGAGUUGGUGAUUUUGCAGAUGCUUUUUGCCGCCUCCGGACCCAAUUGAAUGCUGGGACCAGCUUGUUCUACAUUGGUGUCGGAGAGAAGGCCAAAGAAUUGGAAUGGCUUCGCGCGACUUUGCUCGAAGAGUUGGUGGAGAAAGUGAAGCUGGAAGGCUUUCAAAUUCCUGGUGCUCAGCCAUUUCAGAAAGAAGUCAACCCAGACCUCCUGGAUGCACUUCCCGCAAUUCCAAUUACCAAUCUUCUUGUUGUGAAAGGUGAAGGUGAAGAUCGAAGUCUGGUGCUGCCAAAGCACUUGAUGCUGAAGUGGCGUUCUGAUGAAGAUUUCGGCGAUGAAUUUUCCAAGUGUCGAGUGGAGGAAGUGCCUGCAGAAUGCUUGCUUCCUUGUGACAAAAUUGCAGAGACGCUUCUAUUUGAGACGAAGCUUGGAGGAAAAGAUACCAUUGGAUUCCAGAUCCGCACCAACCACCAGCUCUAUUUGGUCAACCAGACCUCCCAUGAGCUCAGUCUCAAAGCAAUGUCGCCUUUGGUUGGAUUUGGCAGGGGAUCGUUCAAGUUGUUCAAGGAAGGUGACACACUACCUGAGAAAGCUUUGCUUUUUCACAUUGCUUCCUCAGAUGCCUUGGUUUGCCUCAACGGUGCUGUGCAGACAAUUUCAGAAGUGCUAUUCAACCAAAGAAAAAUCAAGCCUGAGGCUACUGUCUGCUACCACAAGGCUACACCUUCUGGGCAAAAAACUGAUGGCCAGACAUUGUUUGACUUCAAGUUGACCCACAAAAUUUGCUUUGUGCCGCCGACGAAACGAGAUGGAGCAGAUGAAGGAGCAGAAAAACCCGGCAAAGAAGAGACUAUAUCCUUCACCAACAUCGCCUCACGCGAAACAGCUGGUACUUUUUGUGAUUUGCAAUGCGCAAGUCUGAUUUGGCAUGUGCGCUGGACAGUCAAGGGGCUGCAGCCGCUGAAGCCCAUGAUCCAUUUAACCAAAAAGCUUUGCCUUGCUGCAGGUCAGUGCUGCAAACUCAAUAAGCAAUGA
Cladocopium goreaui is the source of this 3183-nucleotide messenger RNA. The record is from the annotation of a GenBank genome assembly. Lineage: Eukaryota; Dinophyceae; Suessiales; Symbiodiniaceae.